This is a messenger RNA of Pyricularia pennisetigena, 912 nucleotides long. RefSeq lists its product as uncharacterized. Lineage: Eukaryota; Fungi; Ascomycota; Sordariomycetes; Magnaporthales; Pyriculariaceae. The transcript has a single exon. The annotation marks the transcript as partial. The record is from RefSeq and is a predicted model, not a curated record.
GAUGAGUUUCCCCUUCAUUUUUCGAUUGAGCACAACGAAACGAAUGUUUGCCCUGUGUCCGAUUGCAAGACAUAUCAUUCUGAGUCAGGCCUGCAAGUUCAUGUUUGCCAGACCCACGGGUGGAGAAAAUGCCGCUUUUGUGACACAACAACUGCUCCUGGACAGCCACUGCGAGACCAUGAGCUUAAACACAGCCCCCGGAUCUGCCCGAUUUGUGACGAGCAAAUUCCUGCAGACGAUUUUCGACGACACCAAAAGGCCGAACAUCAGAUCCAGGAAUGCCCCUUCUGCGAAAAGUCAGGGAGCGACCUCCUCCAUCAUAUCCACAAUCAUCACCCUUUAGCCGAGACAAGCGCGAAAAGUGCAAACCAAAAUGACAUGGCACUUGGUCUCCGCAAAGGGGCUUGUGAAGCCGAUGCUGGGCUGGUUAUACCAAAUCCUGGCUCUCAACCAGCGCAAGACAAGCCUUGGGGUAUUUACAAUCUACUAAACAAUGUGCGAGAAUCUUCAAAGCAAAGCUUGUCAGCGCCCUCUCAUCCAGCGAUCACUUCAUCUGCAACCAACAGUGUAGGGACGAUUGGAGAUAUACUGGAAACUCAGAGUCGACAAGGCGUACGUAACGCCAGGGCCACAACACCCAUCCGUGAUCAGGUGAAUGUCUCAUCGGAAGAGGAAGGGAUGAACUUAUCAUCUCGACAAGUAGGACUACCUGAGGCAGCUCACUCUAAUCGGCGGUCUGAACGAUUACACACAUCAUCAGGAUGUGUAACGAAGCGCAACUUUGCCGAAAGUCAUGCCACACCCGCUGGCAAGCGUCGCAAAAAGGUUGAUAUAAAGCAACUGGCUACCCACAUUGGAAGUGAAGAAACCAAGCUUGGAUUUCGUGCCCUUAUUCAAUCAUGUCUUANUUAA